AUGUCCCAAGCUCAAUUCGAUAAAGCUGUGGAGAUUGUUCGGCUUCCCAAGGGAGACAGUCCUAUUCAGCCCUCGCAAGAGGACCAGCUUUUUUUCUACAAGCAUUUCAAGCAAGCCACCGUUGGAGAUGUCAAUACCCCACGUCCAACUGGAUUCACUGAUUUCAAAGGUAAAGCUAUGUGGGAUGCUUGGAAUAGUGUCAAGGGAAUGUCGAAAGAAGAUGCUCAGAAGGCAUACGUAGAUAAAUUUAAAGAGGCAGGUCUUCUGAACUCGUCCAUGAUCAAUAGCGUUGUGUUUUUAAAACUGGCAGGAACCACAGAUAAAGGGAAGGACUUUAUUGCACAGGUCGAUGCGGCGCAGUAG
Molecule: messenger RNA, 363 nt
Organism: Lentinula edodes (shiitake mushroom)
Lineage: Eukaryota; Fungi; Basidiomycota; Agaricomycetes; Agaricales; Omphalotaceae
Product: acyl CoA binding protein-domain-containing protein
Exons: 5
Coding region: 1-363 (120 amino acids)
Biological process (GO): fatty acid metabolic process
Molecular function (GO): fatty-acyl-CoA binding
Source: RefSeq, a predicted model, not a curated record